Penicillium bovifimosum is the source of this 579-nucleotide messenger RNA. RefSeq names its product EF-hand superfamily Ca2+-modulated protein. The transcript is spliced from 3 exons. The record is from RefSeq and is a predicted model, not a curated record. Lineage: Eukaryota; Fungi; Ascomycota; Eurotiomycetes; Eurotiales; Aspergillaceae. The coding region runs from base 1 to 579 and encodes 192 amino acids.
AUGCCUCCCAAGAAGCGCGGAGCCGCAAGCUCCUCCGCACCGGCAGCGCCAAAACGCGGCCGCGCCUCCAAACUCGCCAAGGAGAACAACAUCACCGCGGAAGAAGAGAACGAAAUAAAAGAAGUCUUCCACCUCUUUUCGGACAAGAACGCCGACUUCCCAGACGAGAAAGAGGGCGUCAUUCCCCGAGGAGAUGUGCGCAAGGCACUGGUCGCCCUCGGCCUCCCACCCACAGACUCCCACGAACUCUCCGAAAUCCUCUCCGCCCUCGACCCAACCCUAACCGGCUACGUCCCCUACUCUCCCUUCGUCUCCAUAGCAGCAGCGAAACUACGGACGCGCGACGACGACGCCAUGGCAGCCGAGGUGGACGAUGCCUACCAGCUCUUCACGCGCGGCACGGACGGCCCGAUUACGCUGUCGCAUUUGAGGCGUAUUGCGCGGGAGUUGAAGGAGGAUAGUGUUGGGGAUGAGCUGCUUAAGGAUAUGAUUCUGGAGGGGAAUGGGGGUGCUGGGUUAAGUGCUGGGGUUACUUUGGAACAGUUUCAUGAUGUUAUGACGAGGGCUGGGGUGUUUUAG